Messenger RNA from Colletotrichum higginsianum IMI 349063, 1596 nucleotides. RefSeq names its product NUDIX domain-containing protein. The coding region runs from base 1 to 1596 and encodes 531 amino acids. The transcript is spliced from 2 exons. The record is from RefSeq and is a predicted model, not a curated record. Lineage: Eukaryota; Fungi; Ascomycota; Sordariomycetes; Glomerellales; Glomerellaceae. Gene Ontology annotation, molecular function: S-methyl-5-thioribose-1-phosphate isomerase activity.
AUGGAUUCGCAAGGAAAGAUAAUGACCCGCCGCGCCGUCGUUUCGUCCUUCAUCUUCAAGUUCCCGCCCAACCGCGGGCCCCAGGUCGCCCUGUUCCGGCGGAGCGACAAAGUCCGGACCUAUCCGAAUCGCCUCGCUCCAGUAUCGGGCAGCAUAGAAAAGGACGACCCGUCGCCCCUGGACGCCGCCUGGCGCGAGAUCCGCGAGGAAACGACGCUCACGCCGGCGACACUGACGCUGCUGCGCCAGGGAAAGGACUACCGCUUCGCCGACGACAAGAUCGGUCGCGAAUGGACCAUCCACCCGUUCGCCUUCCGCCUCAAGUCCCAUGAGGACGAGUCGCGCAUCCAGAUCGACUGGGAGCACCAGGGGUUCCAAUGGUUCGAGCCCCACGAGGUCCGCGACGUCGACGAGUUUGGCGGCGUGCCGCGCCUGGCUGAGAGCCUGAGGCGCAUCUGGUUCGAGAUCGAGCUUGGCGAGAGCAGGGCGAAGGUCCUGAGCGAGGGCUUGCUCGCGCUGCAGCAGGACCACGGGAGCGGGGCGCGGGUGCUGGCGGCGAGGGCGCUCGAUGUCUUCUUGUCGCUGGUCUCCGACAAGUCCGGCUUCGACAAGGACGGCUCCGUGGACAAGUGGUGGCGCAACAUCCGUCUCGCGGCGUGGCAUCUGUGGAAGAACGGACGCGAGUGCAUGGGCGCUGCGAUCCUGAACAACAUCGUUCGGUCCCUGGCCGUCAUCGAGAAGGAAGUGCAACAGGUCAAAGACGACAAAACGCCGCCCGAGUUCCUUGAAACGGUUACACAAAAGGUACGCGACCUCGCGGUGGCAAGAGGGUCUUCGGUCGACGGUAUCUGGAGGUCUUUCGAGGCUUUUCUGCGGCAGCAGCAGAAGCAGCAGCAGCAGCAGCAGCAGGGUUCCGGCCGACCAAUCCGAAUCCUCACCUUGUCGUCGAGCUCGACCAUUCUGCAAUGUCUCCAGCGAGCGGUCGCGGGGUUCGACUCCGACUUCGACAUCCGGAUUCUCGAGUCACGUCCGCUUUUCGAAGGCGUGUCAAUGGCGUCGGGCCUGGUCAACCGUCUACGCGAGGCGCCAGCAGAGAGGAAAAACAAGAUCGAGGUCUCGAUAUACACCGACGCCGGCGCCGCCGUCGCAAGCAGGGAUGUGGAUGUCGUUCUUGUCGGCGCCGACGCCAUCGAUCGGUACGGGUCGACAUACAACAAGACGGGCUCGCUGCCCGCGGUCCUCUCAGCCAAGCACUGCUCCCCUCACUCUAAAGUGCUGGUCUUGGCCGACAGCGAAAAGAUUUUGCCGUACGAGAUGCCCGACUGGGAAGUAAACGACGUUGACGAGCUCGCUACAUCCUGGAAGCAGAGCCCCAGCGUCAAGGGAACUGUCUCGACUCUCCUCGGCAGUGCAUCAGGCAUGACCACUGACGAAAAGGGGGUCAAGGUAGGCGUGAUGAAUGUCUACUUCGAAUGGGUUCCCCCGACUCUCAUCGACGGGUACCUGUUUGAGGACGGCCAGAAAAGCGCAAAGGAAAUAGCAGAUCUUGCAGAUAAGAUUCGCCGCGAGGCGGAUGUCUUCUUCUCGGAUGUUUAA